CUCAACAAGGGGAGAAACCCAAACAUAACAGAAAAGAUACAACAGAGUGAGAGACGCAUGAGACAAGUCACACGAAGAGAAGAGAUGAGAGGAGACACAUCUGAUCUGUAGCUGUUUAGCUGAAGCCAAGUGGGAGUAGUGUGUUUUGUUGGACUAGAUUUAUCUAGGUAUCUUUCCGAGCCCACACACAUAUACUUGUGAUUGUGUUUCCUGCAGUUGCCUUCCUCGUGAAGUGUGUGUUGUGCUCAGGACUUUGAGUGUGUGUGAGUGAGAGACCAUGUGGCGGUUCGUGACCCUGGUCCUCCUAGGCCACCUGGGGAGCAGUCUGACGGGGGCAUGGAGAGCCUCCCAGCCUCGCCUGCAGUUCACCCACUCAGAGCUGGUCCAGAAUGGCCGUCUCCUGUCCCUGCCCCUGGCGGCGGGGGACGUGCACUCUCUGCUGCCAGACGAAGAUGGCCGCCGGCUGUACGUGGCCAUGAAGGACAACCUGCUGUCCACAAGCCUGGACGACAUCACACAGAACCCACACAUGCUCUACUGGCCAGCAAGUCCAGACCGGGUCCAAGAGUGUUUGAUGGCUGGAAAGGACCGGGAGUUGGAGUGUGCUAACUUCCUGCGGGUGCUGCAGCCCUACAACCAGACCCACCUAUAUGUGUGUGGAACGGGAGCCUUCAACCCUCGCUGUGCCUUCAUCCCCACCAAUGUCUUCCUCAAGUCGGAGCGACAAACUCUGUCAUUUGGAGAGACUGAAUGUGGGAAGGGAAAGUGUCCAUACGAUCCACACCAGAAAACAGCCACAGCCAUUAUUGAUGGCGAGCUGUACGCUGGGAUCUCUUCCGACUUCAUGAGUCGAGACUCGGCCUUCUUCCGCAACCUGGGCAGUCGUCAUGUGAUCCGCACUGAGCAGUACGACUCCACCUGGCUUCAGGAUGCCCAGUUUGUGAAGGUGGCCUCGAUGGCGGAGACUGAUAACCCAGAGGACGACAAGGUGUACGUGUUCUUCACUGAGCGGGCUCAGGAGGCAGAGGGGGCUGCUGGGAAGGUGCUGUACUCCCGAGUGGCACGUGUCUGCAAGAAUGACAUCGGGGGUCAGAGGAGUCUGGUGAACAAGUGGAGCACCUUCCAGAAGGCACGUAUAGUCUGCUCCAUCCCUGGAUCCGACGGGAUACAGACUCACUUUGACCAACUACAGGACAUCUUUAUACUACAUGAUGGGAAGGACAAGAAGAACCCUCUGAUCUAUGGACUCUUUACCACAUCCAGUGACGUUCUGAAUGGUUCGGCGGUGUGUGUGUACCACCUGCAGGACGUGGUAAGGGCCUUCAAAGGAAACUUCUACCACAAGGAGGGACCGCAGUACAAGUGGGCCGAGUUCACAGGAAAGGUCCCCUAUCCAAGACCUGGCACAUGUCCCAGCAGUACAUACGGUAGCUACAGCUCCACCCGGGAGUACCCUGAUGAUGUCAUCUUCUUCAGCCGUACCCACCCUCUGCUGCAGGAAGCAGUGCUGCCGCAGGGAGGGCGCCCUCUGUUGGUCAGGGUGGGAGUGCACUACAAAUUCAGCCGACUGCUCGUGGACCGAGUAGAGGCAGUGGACGGACAGUAUGAUGUCCUGUUCAUCGGCACAGACUCAGGCCAGGUGCUGAAGUCUAUCCCUCUCCCUAAAGAACACGGUGUCACCCAGGAGGUCACCCUGGAGCAGCUGCAGGUCUUCCAGCACAAGUCACCUGUGACUACCAUGACACUGUCCAAGAAAAAGCAGUGGCUGUUUGUGGGUUCUGCGGAGGGUGUGGCACAGUUGGCUCUGUUCCAGUGUGAGCUGUACGGCCAGGCCUGCACUGAAUGCUGUCUGGCCAGAGAUCCCUACUGCACCUGGGACGGACACGCCUGCAGCCCCUUCAUGCCCAUUGCACGCAGGAGGAACGCUCGUCAGGUUGGUGAUGAGGAAGACCCUCUGACACAGUGUGUCAGACAGGGAGCUGGUCUGCAGGUGAAAGCAGAGCAGAGGAUGAUGAUGGUUGCUGAGGGUAACAGCACCUAUCUGGAGUGCAUGCCCAAAUCCCGACAUGCAGCCGUCACCUGGUACAUACAGGCAGGAGAGAACAGCCCUGAGCUGCAUCAGUUGCAGUCAGGAGAGCAGCUGGUGGUGAUUGAGAGAGGUGUUCUGAUCCGUCAGGCCGAGACGGGUCACUCUGGCGUGUACCACUGUCAACUGGAGGAGCAUGGCUUCCGUUGGACUGCCGUCACCAUCCGUCUGAGUGUGUGGAGCCCCUCCCGUGCCCUCUCCUGGUCCUCUAACAACCCCAACCCAAGCCCAGAUGCCUCCCAGCCCUGGUACCAGGACGUCAUGGCCCUCAUCCAUCCCAGCAGCCUGGAGAAGCACUGUCAGAGGCUGGGUUUCCGACAACGCCGGAACCGCAACCGUGACCGCGACCAGGAUCAGACCAAGGACACCAACCGCAAGACAGGGGACGGCCCCAGGGGCGAGAGGCACAAACAUGGAGGCCGAGGUGGAGGUGGAGGAGGAGGCGGGAGGAAGAGCAGGAGCAAACCCCAACAGAGGUCUCCACGAAGUGCUUAGAUGCUCUAAUGCCUACGACAUGCUUUCUUCUGACUUACACCUUCAAACACUGUCUCACUUUCUCAAAGACACACACACAUUUACAAAAACACAUAUUCAUGUAGAUUGGGGACAUAGGAGGUUCAGUGUGGGCUGGACUCAGAAAUGUGAAUGUGGUUGCGUAGCGUGUUGUAUGAAGGAUCCACAACAUGUCCAAGAGACUGGUGAGGAAUAUAUUAAGGCAUGAAGAGGACCUGGAAGAAUGUGGUGUCUCAUAAGACACAGUAUCUGAACUUGUCUGAGGAACUGACUGGGUCUAAUGUACAGAGAAAAAAAAUGCCCUGAAGGUGAAGCUAGCUGGGAUCUGUCCUAACGAAAGACAGAGAGGGAGUCAAAAGGACUCAAGCACGUGAGAGAGACUUAUGUGUC
Molecule: messenger RNA, 2989 nt
Organism: Salvelinus namaycush (lake trout)
Lineage: Eukaryota; Metazoa; Chordata; Actinopteri; Salmoniformes; Salmonidae
Product: semaphorin-3ab-like
Exons: 17
Coding region: 278-2581 (767 amino acids)
Biological process (GO): semaphorin-plexin signaling pathway; negative regulation of axon extension involved in axon guidance; motor neuron axon guidance
Molecular function (GO): semaphorin receptor binding; chemorepellent activity; neuropilin binding
Source: RefSeq, a predicted model, not a curated record